Ricinus communis (castor bean) is the source of this 1516-nucleotide messenger RNA. RefSeq lists its product as uncharacterized. Gene Ontology annotation, cellular component: chloroplast. Bases 16 to 1203 code for a protein of 395 amino acids. The record is from RefSeq and is a predicted model, not a curated record. The transcript is spliced from 4 exons. NCBI's taxonomy places the organism in Eukaryota, Viridiplantae, Streptophyta, Magnoliopsida, Malpighiales, Euphorbiaceae.
ACGACAGGUCGUCUAAUGUUUUCCAAACCAGACGAGUGGGAUUUAUAUGAAGAACGAAAAUCAUCAAGGCGUAAAGAACCAGAGAGAGGAAAAGCAAACAUGGUGGCGAUUUCGCUGUACAGAGGAAAUCUACACCGAGUACCCGACGUACCUCGUCGAUGGCUAAUGCCAACACGUCAAAUCUCUCUCAAAGAUUUUAAAUCCCUCUUGAGCCGCCGCACCAAGGCCCUCUCUCGCCUCCCUUCCUCCGCCGUCACCGCUGUCGCCACCACUUCAUAUUAUAUUUCUAACCCUAAUCCUACACUUAACGCCAGCACAGGGGAUAAUAACACUAUUUUAGUUGCAUCGCCUUUAGAAUUGGAGAAAGGAACAAAUCGUGAAAAGGAAGGGGCUUCUAAGGAGGUCAAAGAUCAUGAUGAUCUUUCUAAUUCUGAGAAGCCUCAUAUACCUGAGAAAGGUGACGCGGCAGUUAAUCAUAGCGGUGAGAAUUUGCAGGUCGAGAAACAGGAUUUGGAAGAUAAUCGUAACACGGAGACAACAUGCAAAACUGAUUUGGCAGUAAAUGAUCAAGAGAAAAGGCAAAAUGAAGUUGAGGAGAAGUUACAAGUAUUGAAUCAGAAGAAGCAUAGUCUAGUACAAGUGCUGAAGCAGAUUUUGAAUGUGGAGGAGGAAUUAAAGAGAAGAAAUAUUGCGCAAGGAAUAGCAUCUGCUCCUCUUCAAGUGGAUGUUACUAAUGAUUCUGUGUCUAUGAGCAGGCAUGCUACUCCUAGGAUGGGCUCGGAGGCGAAUCUUGGUGGUGAUAUGAUGGAAGGGGGGGAGAUUGAGGAUGUUCCGAAUGUUAAUAUGAAUAAUAAUAACAAUAAUUACAAUCAUUCUCGUCAUGUAAAGCGGAUGAGUAGUACAUCUCCAUCAUCUGAAUCUCCUUUGAGAAAGCCUCCCUUCAUUCAACAUAAUGUGGUUCCAUACCCCUCUCGACCAAGUUUACGAACCACCAGUAGUCCAUCACGCUUUGCUCCAACAGGACACCAAGGCCCUCCUGCGAAUGUGCUCCCCCCAGUAUCUGUAUCAGUCUCAGUAUCAGUAUCAGGAACAAAUUAUAUUGCAUCUUCUCCCUCCCCUGCUGCAUCUGGUGGCACUUCAGCUUUUAGAGAUGCUCGUCAGCCAAGUCCAUGGAAUGAGAAGCAAUGCACUAACAUGAUUUGACGCCUGUCUCUGUUGCUAGAGUUGCAGUCUUCUUGGCGUAUCAAUCUUAGAUGAGUAAAAAUCCUUCUCGUCUUGAUGUUUUAUUUCCCUAUCCAGCUAGUUGUUGAAACUAUUUCUCUAGUGUCCUACCAGUCCAUCAAAUUAAAAGCUGAUUAGAACCAAGCAAUCAUUGUAAAUGGAGUACUUGCUAUUCCUGCUAUUAUCAGUUGCUCGUUGUAAUGUUGUAACAUCCUUGUUGAUUUAAGCUGUAGAUAUUGUUGAAAGAACUGAUUUACAGGGACUGAAUUGUAGAGGUGGUUCAAUCUUCGAGUUC